UGUCAGCCUGUUUCAAUGACAUCACUUCCAAGUGCAAGUUUCCAACAUGGCGUCCAGCCGGCUGCCGGAGAGGGAGGUCCAGGAGGAGCCGAGACGCGCUGCCACCGCGAACACCGACUUCUGCCUCAACAAAUACUCCGUGCUCAUCAUUAUAGGACGGACCGCUCACCUCAGACACACGGGACACAUCAGCAGGGACAUUGAACGAGGUAUUCGGUCCUGGGACGUCGACUUAAAAUCCUGUAACCUGAACAUCUAUCUUCAAGAAUUUCUCUCCCAUCACACAGCGUCUUUUAAGGGUGCAGGGCAGAAGUGUCUGCGCCACAGUACCAGAGUGUUGGACACUCAGGUGCUGAUCAGUCCGUCUCAGGAACAGGUUCAUUCAGAGGUGUUUGCUCUGCUGUCCAGGGAUUCGGCCCAUAAGCUGUUGAUCUUGGCUGGUCAGAGUGUGGAGGACAGCGGAGAGCUGCUGUUUCACAAAGGACUGUUGUCACCACACAAACUGAAACAGAUAAUAAUAGAGCAGUUCAUAGAUCAAGAGAGCCCUGCAUGCUCCACCAAAAUCAGUCUGACCCUCAGUUGCCCUAACAUCGGCCAGUGGAGGACAACUCUCUUGGGGAACCAGCCUCUGCAGGGUCCUUUCACGCUGCACAUCAACCCCCCAGAGGUGCUGCCUGCCAUGGAGGCCCUGGGGGAAUUCACCUCCCUCAUUUCUAGUACUCUCUCCCCUCCAUCUCCCUUCGACCUCCUGCCUCCUCCCAGCACCGUGGGUUUUCUCAAGCUGUCCCGCCCCUGCUGCUAUGUGUUUCCCGCCGGCCGCGGUGACUGUGCCUUUUUUGCCGUUAACGGGUUCACGGUGCUGGUGGACGGUGGCUCGGACACUCACGCCUGUUUCUGGAAGCUGGUCCGCCACCUUGACCGUGUUGAUGCAGUUUUGUUAACACACAUUGGGACAGAGAACCUCCCCGGGGUCAACGUCUUUCUGGAGAGGAAGGUGGCUGAGCUGGAGCUGAGCUCUGAUAUCAAAGAUGACUCGUCUAAGAGGCUCAUCUCCCCAGAGCUCGGAGUUGUGUUCUUUAACGCCCCCAACAGGUUGUCGAUGGAGGAUCAGCCUUGUGUGGACAAUGUAAUGAAGAGCACACACCAGGCAGCUCUAACCCUGCAGCUCUUAAAGAAGUUAGAGAUCCGGCCACAGCCGAUGUUUCGACCACAGGGGGCCCCCAUUGAGCCACUAACUCUGUUCCAGAAGAUGGGAGUCGGACAGCUGGAUUUAUACAUCCUCAACCCCGGCAAAAACAGCCAGGAGUACCACACAUUCAUGCAAAACUGGCCCGAUGCCGUAUUAUCAGCAUCCAAAUCCCAAACUCUCCCCCUCACUGCACUGGCCUCCGUGGCCGCCCUGCUCGUGUGGCACCCAGCGUGUCCCCAGGAGAAGGUGGUCAGGGUGCUUUUCCCUGGUGUUACCCCACAGGCAAAGCUGCUGCAGGGGCUGGAGAAGCUGAAGGGGCUUGAGUUCCUCCAGAAACCCACGGUGACCACCGGGGAUAUGGAGAGGCUGGGGGAGGACAGAAAUGCAAAGAGGAUGGAGAGCCAGGACAGCAGCAAGUCACAAGGGAAGGAGGUGACACCCAAACAUGGAAAAGAGCGUGGAGUUAAAGAAGAUGGAAAGGAGGUGCUGGUCAGGGAAAAGGGAAAAGUAUUAAAUGGAGUUACAAGAGAUGCUGAUAAAACCAAACUCAAAGAAGCAGGUAUGAAGCAAAAACCAGCAUCGUCAGAGAAGAAUACCUCCAAGAAAGGAGGAGGCAAAAAGGAGGCUGGAAAUAAAGACGAUAAUGGCGUUUUGAGGAGCGAUCAGGGGAAAAGGGAUCUUCCUGCCAAACCAAAGACUGAAAAUAAAACUAAGCUCAAAAAGGAAGCAAAGAAUGACUCUAAAACAGGGGCGAAGAAAACAAAAAAAACAUCAGGCAAGGAGGCGAAUAACGGCAAAAAGAUAAACACUGCAACAAAACCCGAGGGUGGGAGUGUGUUAGAAAUCCCAGCAGCAGGGGGUCCUGAUGCAGAGCUGCAGAAUCAAAAAGAAUCUGAAGAGAACCCCUGCGGCUCCAAAAUGUCUACCCCCGAGGAUAUGACAGCCGAAUUUCUCAAGCUCCAGGAGGAAACUGAGAGAGGAGAGGCGCAGGUGGAAGCACCAGAUAAAGGAAAGCAGAGCAGCAGCGAGUCAGGAAAUGAAAAGAGCCUUGGAGGUAUGAUCCAAGAGAGGAGAAAUGAAGCUGCUGAUACCCUCGGGGGUGAUGCAGCAGGUGGUGCAGAGAUAAUGGGAGGAGAGAGUGGUGAUAAUAGAACACAAGAUAAAGCGGAUGUAAGCGUGCAGAAAGCACCUGUAGACCAGCCUGGAAAUGCAGUCAAACCAGCUAAGGUUGUAGGAUUUCCAGUUCCCCUGAACAAGGCGCCAAAGACGGAGCGCACAGUCCAGUUAGACUUAACCCCGACUGAAUACACGCUCCUGGAAGGGGGUUUGAGAAACAGCCCUCCUUCACGAUCCUCUCCAGAGAACCAGGCCCCCGUCAGCCCCGAUGAGGAGACUGUAGAGCCCGCCUCUCCUGAUUCACGGCCCAACAGCGCAGGCCACACUCCUUACUGUCUGUCCCCAGACGAUGUGUGGUGCAACAGGGCCACUCUCAGCAGGCUACAGGCCCAGAUGGGGAACUUAGAGUCGGCCGAUGUCAACGAGCCAAACGGAUCGUCCAAGCAAAGCGAGGUGCAGCUCAAAAGCGCUCCCGAGAGCCAGACGCACACCAGAGAGAGGCAGCUGAGUUUCCUGUCUUUGGGUACACUCAGAGAGGGAUCUUCAGACCCCUCUCCCUCUCUCGCUACCACCACCACCACCACCACACACUCCAUGCCAGCAGAGGUGAGCUCGCCUCAGUCCACAGAGGUCGAUGAAUCACUGUCCAUGUCCCUGGAGCAGGGGCCGACCACUGUGAGCCAGAGAGAGGGGGAAGAAGGUGUCCAUAAUUCCAAUGGAGGCCAUUUUGCCGGCAUGUCUUUACCGAUGAAGAAGCCUCAGAGAUGUUGCGGGCAGGGCUCAGAGAUGGGGCGGCCUCCAGCCCCGAACACGCUUCAUUUUGAGGUUUCAGCUCAUGACGUGGAUCUAUGUCUGGUUUCCCCCUGCGAAUUCAAGCAUUUCAAACAGCUUGACUCAGGUGUGAGCGAGCCCCUCAGAGGAGCCUUUGCUGCGCAUCACCAUGGCAACAACAACAACAACCCCAAGGACACAUCACCCAGCGAGUCAAACGCCCCUGUGUGCACGGAGGACUGCCCGUCCACAACAGCAGAUGGAGUUCUGGACUCAGAUGAGGAUGAGUCUUGUAGUGAGCCGUCAAACUCUCCUCAUGAUCUCCACUCCAGUCGGGCGCUACCCCCAGACCCUCUACCGGCCCCUCUCAGGGACAGUCCACCCCUGCCUCCACAUCCUGACGCGUCCAUGCCCGUUCCUCAGACUGACUCCGAUGCUCACGGAAAGAAAGCAAAAGCAACUGGCAUGCGAGGGAAAAAGAGUUUAGCGGUUAUUGAUGCCUCCCAAAAAACAGGCUCAGGGAAAAGCAGGACAGGAGGCCAAACUGGAGUUGCAAAGGGGAAUGUUUCUACUCGUACGCCUUCCUCCGGCACCCGCUCAGCACCAGCAAAAUCCUCACCCAAUCCAGGCUCUAAGUCUACCUCUGCUGGUGAAGUCAGUGUGUAUGUGGAUCUGGCCUAUAUUCCCUCUGGAGCCUCCUCCUCAACAGUCAGCGUGGACUUCUUCAGAUGCGUUCGCUCCUCCUGUUACAUCAUCAGUGGUGACAGUGCAGAGAGAGAAGAGCUGAUGAGACAGACGCUGGACGCACUGCUGGAUGCUAAGAUGUCCUGGCCUGAAUCUAUGCAGGUGACGGUGAUCCCUACCUUCGAGUCGGUGCAGAUGCAGGAGUGGUACCAGCAGACCCUGGACAAACAGAAGGAGCUGGGCAUCACCGUGCUGGGAUCCAACAGCACUGUUGCCAUGCAGGAUGAGACCUUUCCUGCCUGCAAGAUAGAGUUUUAAGGUUGACUUGUGUAUGCAGCAAUGAAAAAAUGUAUGGUGAAUACGAGCAUGUGAGAGAGACAAGAAAGAGACAGAAUUAAAAGAGAAAAAAAAAGAAUAUAUGGCACUUUCUGCACGAACCGAGUGACUGGGUAACAAAAUGGGAUGUGCACUCCAUGCCGUCCUGGUCAGUCACUUCUUUGUGGGCUACUUUUGCACCAGAAAGCCCUAAUUUCUCUUUAUCCGAUGAGAAGACACAUUCCUGUUGGGAAGUACUGCAUGAUUUUUUUCAGACCCAUGACCCUGUGCAAAACAGGAGAGGAGAUCACUCUGACUGCAAGAGAAGCAUGUCGGGCUGCAAACAUGUGGAUCCACAUGAAAGCUGAUGUUGUAGAUUAGUCGAUAUAGUUAUCAUACCUGGGGUUAAAGGCACUGUGUGUAGGCUUGUUUUCUUAAUGCAAUCAGCACUGAAGUGUGAUAGUAGUGUGCGCUAUGUUUAAGGGCCCAUUUUGUUGCUUUUGGUGCAACAUUUACCACCUGACAUUACUACUCCAGAUGCGCCCAAAUGUCAAGAGUGUGUUUCUUUUAUUUACUAAUAUUGUAUUUGUCUGAAUAUUGCAGAGGAUGUCUAUAUUGUAAGAAGAGAGUUAUACAUUGUCGCGCUGACAAAAUCGCAUUCACAGUGUAUGGGUCAGGUGUUUGUUGUGUAAGCAAACAUGAGGUGAGCUGUGCUGUGUCGUACCUGCUUU
Molecule: messenger RNA, 4806 nt
Organism: Plectropomus leopardus (leopard coralgrouper)
Lineage: Eukaryota; Metazoa; Chordata; Actinopteri; Perciformes; Serranidae
Product: microtubule-associated protein 1S-like
Biological process (GO): dendrite development; microtubule cytoskeleton organization; regulation of microtubule depolymerization
Cellular component (GO): dendrite; microtubule; synapse
Molecular function (GO): actin binding; microtubule binding
Source: RefSeq, a predicted model, not a curated record